Messenger RNA from Melampsora larici-populina 98AG31, 735 nucleotides. RefSeq lists its product as uncharacterized. The record is from RefSeq and is a predicted model, not a curated record. The coding region runs from base 1 to 735 and encodes 244 amino acids. Gene Ontology annotation, cellular component: U2-type spliceosomal complex. Lineage: Eukaryota; Fungi; Basidiomycota; Pucciniomycetes; Pucciniales; Melampsoraceae. Gene Ontology annotation, molecular function: RNA binding. Gene Ontology annotation, biological process: mRNA splicing, via spliceosome. The transcript has 4 exons.
AUGAACAAUUCAACAUUCAAAAAACCAUCAACUUCAGGAAGACCAUCUAAACCAAAUCAGAUUUAUAGAAGGGGUAAACCAAUUCAAAAUGAUGUAAAAUUAUCAUCAGAUGAAGAAUCAGAUCAAGAAUCAAAUCAGGACGAACAAGAAACAGAACCAAAACCAAACGAACAACAACAACAACAACCUAUCAUUAACUUGGAGAUAUCCAACCUUAAAUUACCUACUGAAGUUAAAGAAACAAAUUCAUCAUCCGAUGCAUCAUCAUCAUCUUCUGAAUCAGAAGGUUCAACUUCGAAAACCAAAUCAAAAUCAAAAUCAAAGCAAUCAAAGAUCAAUUCACCUCCUUCAGUUUCAUCAAGUGAUUCAGGAUCAGGAUCAGGUUCCGAUGAAUCAGGAUCAUCAUCGGAGGAAGAAACACCAAAACUUGCAUCAAUCUAUAAACCGGUCUUUAUCUCCAAACGUCAACGGGAUACACUUUUGUCUAAGACCGUUCAAGAUGAAUCAGAAGAAGCUAUUGAAGCUCGUAGACAAGCUGAACUCGAAGAACGUAGAUUACAAAGUCAAAGAUUAGUUGAACAAACUUUGAUAAGAGAAUUAGCCGAAAAGGAAAUCGAAGAAGUUUUUCCGGAUGUGGAUGAUACUGAUGGAUUAGAUCCAGAAGCAGAAUUUGAAGCAUGGAGAUUAAGAGAAUUAAAGCGACUGAAAAGAGAAAAAGAUGCAAUGCUAGAGUAA